Molecule: messenger RNA, 306 nt
Organism: Letharia columbiana
Lineage: Eukaryota; Fungi; Ascomycota; Lecanoromycetes; Lecanorales; Parmeliaceae
Exons: 1
Coding region: 1-306 (101 amino acids)
Source: RefSeq, a predicted model, not a curated record
AUGCAUGGGACACUACCGUUCUUUGGGAAAGAGGCGUGCGGUUUUGACAUUGAGCCUGUAUUAAACAUUUCUGAGGGGGAAAAAGUUACCAUAAGCGAGGAUCCGGAAUUUUGGAUGAAUGGAUGGGAUGUGACGGCGGUGAAGAGAUACUUUAGCGUGCUGUUUCCGGGGUUCAAGGAGGCGAAUGGCGAAGGGGACGCAAAGAUUGAUGGGCUUUUCAAGGAAUUGACAGAGAUUAUGGGCGGGGAAGAUGCUGUCAGGCGGUUCACCUGGCCGUGCGUCCUUUUGAUGGCGACGCGCCGAUGA